CGGAGGAGCGCAUCCCCCGCCUCCGCCGCCGCCGCCGCCGCCGGCCGCCCGCCGCUGGGUGCGCUGCUCGCGGGGGGCGGCCGCGGUGCAGAGGUUCAUGCAGCGGCGGCGGCGGCAGAGGAACCGGGCUCCAUGCGGCCGCCGCCGCCUCUCCGGCCAGGGGCGGCGGGCUCCGGCCCGAGGCGGGCGCCCCUCCCCGCAGCGCCGCUCCCUGCCCUGCCCUCCGCGCGGGCGCCGGAGCCGGUGGGGGCGCCCCUCCCCGCCUAGGAGCGCAGGCUCCGCGCCCCGCCGGAGCGAGGGGCGGGCGUGGCGGGGCGGGGGCGGGCUGCCCGGACCCCGCGCGGCGGCGGGAGGAGGGGGCUUCCCCGGAGGAUGGCCGGCGGCGGCGCCCCGCUCCUAGGCGCGCGCUGAGCCGCCCCGGGCGCGGGAGGCGCGUGGCCGAGCCGGCGUGACGGGCCCCCCGGCGGCCCCCGCGCCCCGCGCCGCGCAGGCCGGGCGGCAGGAUGGGCUGCGUCCAGAGCAUCGCCUGCAAGGCGCGGGUGCGGCGCGAGAACAUCGUGGUGUACGACGUGUGCGCCACCAUCGACCAGUGCCCCACGCGCAUCGAGGAGACCUCGCCCAUCGUCCUGCGCUACAAGACCCCCUACUUCAAAGCCUCGGCGCGCGUGGUCAUGCCCCCCAUCCCCCGCCACGAGACCUGGGUGGUGGGCUGGAUCCAGGCGUGCAACCAGAUGGAGUUCUUCAACACCUACAGCGACCUGGGCAUGUCGAGCUGGGAGCUGCCUGACUUGAGGGAAGGGAGAGUAAAAGCCAUCAGUGACUCAGAUGGGGUGAGCUACCCUUGGUAUGGGAACACCACAGAAACUGUGACCCUGGUCGGCCCCACCAACAAGAUGUCCAGGUUCUCCGUCAGCAUGAAUGACAAUUUCUACCCCAGUGUGACAUGGGCGGUGCCAGUGAGCGACAGCAACGUACCCCUGCUCACCAGGAUCAAGAGGGACCAGAGUUUCACCACCUGGCUGGUAGCCAUGAACACAACCACAAAGGAGAAGAUCAUUCUGCAGACCAUUAAGUGGAGGAUGAGGGUGGACAUUGAGGUGGACCCCCUUCAGCUCUUGGGACAACGGGCCCGGCUGGUGGGCAGGACUCAGCAGGAGCAGCCCCGGAUCCUGAGCCGGAUGGAACCCAUCCCCCCCAACGCACUAGUGAAACCCAAUGCCAAUGAUGCCCAGGUCCUCAUGUGGAGGCCCAAGCGGGGGCCACCUCUGGUUGUGAUUCCUCCUAAGUAGAAACCAGCCAGCCUGAAAGUAUGUGGAGCACCUGUCGUGGAGACACGCCGUGGGGGUGCCAGGGAUGGCAGGAGCCAAACUGAAUUUCUGAGCCAAAGCAGACCUCCUGGUUUGCCAGCCUUUGCAGCCACCUGUGAAGAGCAGAGCUGCUCCUUGGUGGUAGAACCAUAAUCCUUAGGGAAAAUCUCUUCCUCUUAGGAAUAGAGAAAUCACUGCUUCAACAGACUUGCUAUGAACACCAUGCAAGGAGCCAUAUUUUAUUUGGAGCUGACCAGGAUGAUUCUUUUAUCCAAACUAUUGACCAUUUUCCUGUGAGAAGCAGGGAAUGGAAGCGAAACUAAACAGUGCCUGUGGCAAAUGCUGCUUCCCAACCAGUUAGAAGUGGAAGUGAAACACCCACACCAGGCUUUUGUAAGACAGACAGUCCGCUGUCUGACGGGAGGGUGCUGGGGAAGGGGGUGGAAUGAAGGGCGGUGGUGAGGAGAAUGGGUGUUGGGGAGAGGAAGGAAUAAGUUAUUAUCACAAAUUAAUCAUUGUACAUUUAUUAGUUGAUUAUCUGGUCAUCCGUAGACUCACUGGAAUGAAAGGAACACUUAGAAACUGCAGGUAUAUUGACAUUUGUUCUGUUCUGAGAGGGCGUCCUGGGAGCUAUCCAAGGUGCUGAUAUGAACUAACCGAUGGUGACUCUGGAUGGUUCCAUCUACCUACCUACCUCCUUCCAAAAAGUGAUUACUCAGAGCAUCCUUAAUCACAGUGUUGGGAUAGGUCAUUUCUGUGCUCUGCAGUCACUAUGAUAUUCGGGGCCUUCACCAUGUUUUCAGUGAAACCUGAAUUGUGAUUUUUUGUUUACAGCUGCUUGUUCUGUUCCUGUUACUAGUCCUAAAUUUACAGAAAGAUAAUGUGUAUAAGCGAAGAAUCCAUGGAGGGCUUCAAGAACAUUUCAGCAAAUAAGAAUAGCAUUUUCA
Molecule: messenger RNA, 2254 nt
Organism: Pipistrellus kuhlii (Kuhl's pipistrelle)
Lineage: Eukaryota; Metazoa; Chordata; Mammalia; Chiroptera; Vespertilionidae
Gene: FAM78B
Product: family with sequence similarity 78 member B
Exons: 2
Coding region: 504-1289 (261 amino acids)
Source: RefSeq, a predicted model, not a curated record